Linum tenue is the source of this 385-nucleotide messenger RNA. The record is from the annotation of a GenBank genome assembly. NCBI's taxonomy places the organism in Eukaryota, Viridiplantae, Streptophyta, Magnoliopsida, Malpighiales, Linaceae.
CUCUAUUUCUCUUCUUACUCUUCCCCCUAUUUUCCGCUCUCUCUCUCUCUCUCUCUCACCGUGUGUGCUUACGAGGCCAAAUUUUCAGGUGGGAGAGAGGAGGAGGAGAAGAAGAAGGAAAGGGGAGAGAUGAAGAAGGUGCAGAGAAGGAAGGAAGGCUGCUUUAAAAACAAACGUGGCUUGUCCUCCGCUUAGUUAUUUCUUCCUGAGUGUCCUCAAAAUUAUCGCUUUGUGCCCUACCGGAGGUUAGUUGCACACUUUACAUGAGAUUCGGUAAGUUACGUCUUUGGUACCUGAAGUUUGCAGGCGCUAUCGAUGGAAUCACAAAGCUUUAUAUACAUAAACUCAACAUGUCAAGUAUUAAUGUUGUUUCAGUUUGAUCAGG